UUUUACUAACUUGGUUUUUGCCCCUUUGGGCUGUAGGUCUGUCAGUUAGUCAGUCAGCCAGUCAACUAGUCAGCUAACCUCUGUGCAGCUCACAGCACAGGCAACCCUGCAGAACAGCUCAGAUACCUGUACCAAGCAGCUGGAAACACACUGCUCCAGACAAAAUGUGGCUGCUUUCCCUGUUCCUCUUCUCCCUCACUGCUAUCUCUGUGCAGGGGCAGCAGUCCUCAACACCUGUAGUGGACACUCAGUAUGGAAAAGUCCAAGGCAAACUUGAGAGCUUACAAGAAUUUGACAAAACUGUCAAUGUUUUCCUGGGUAUCCCUUUUGCCAAAGCUCCUCUUGGACCCCUGAGAUUUACUCCACCACAGCCUGCAGAGCCCUGGGACUAUGUGAAGAGCACCACUACUUACCCACCCAUGUGUGCCCAGGACCUAGUUUCUGGACAAUUACUCUCUGACCUUUUCACCAACCGGGAAGAAAAAAUUUCCUUGAAAGUAUCUGAAGACUGUUUAUACCUAAAUAUUUAUACUCCUGCUGACCUAUCAAAGAAGACCAACUUACCUGUGAUGGUGUGGAUCCAUGGAGGGGGUCUUUUGGUGGGUGCUGCAUCAGCCUACGAUGGGCUGGCUCUCUCAGCCCUUGAGAAUGUCAUAGUGGUGACCAUUCAGUAUCGCCUGGGAAUCUUUGGAUUCUUUAGCACUGGAGAUGAACAUGCCCGAGGAAACUGGGGUUACUUAGAUCAAGUGGCUGCACUCCAAUGGGUCCAGAAGAACAUCGCCAAUUUUGGAGGAGACCCAGGCUCAGUCACCAUCUUUGGGGAGUCAGCAGGAGGUGUCAGUGUUUCGACAUUGGUUUUAUCUCCUUUGACCAAGAACCUUUUCCACCGAGCUAUUUCUCAGAGUGGAGUUAGCUUAAUGGAUUGUUUGCACAAUUCCAGCCUCACAGCAGCAGUUGAGAAAAUAGUGACUUUUGCUGGGUGCAAAAAAGUCACUUCAGCCAGCAUGGUUCACUGUAUGCGACAGAAAUCAGAGGAGCAAAUCCUGGAUGCAGGUCGGAAGAUGGGAUUAUUUGGCCUGGAUUUCUUGGGAGACCCCACAGAGAAAAUUUCUUUCCUACCUGGAGUCAUUGAUGGAGUAUUUUUGCCGAAAAGUCCUGAAGAGCUCCUGGCUGAAAAGAAGUUCAAUCACGUUCCCUAUAUCAUAGGAAUUAACAAUCAUGAAUUUGGCUGGAUUAUUCCAACUUUGAUGGAGUUCCCUCUCUCAGAAGGCAUACCAGACCAAGAAACAGCAACAGCACUGUUAUGGAGCUCCUACCCACUUGUUAAAAUCCCCAAAGACCUUACUCCUGUUUUAACUAAGGAAUAUCUUGGAAUGACAAAUGAUCCUAUGAAAAGGAAAGAACUGUUUACAAAAUUGUUAGGAGACUUGGUAUUUGGAAUUCCAUCUGUGAGGUUGGCUCGAUUUCAUAUGGCAUCAGGUGCACCAACAUACAUGUAUGAAUUUCAGCAUCGGCCAAGCUUCUCAACCAACCUGAAACCAGAGACAGUGAAGGCAGACCAUGGGGAUGAAAUUCUUUCUGUCUUUGGGGCUCCGUUUUUGAAAGCAAGCUCACCAGAGGAAGAGAAGAGACUUAGCAGGACCGUGAUGAAAUAUUGGGCCAACUUUGCUAAGAAGGGAAACCCUAAUGGGGAAGGACUGCCAAAGUGGCCUGGCUAUGAUCAGAAUGAAGGUUACCUCCAAAUUAACAUCACCCCCAAAGCAGCCAAAAAUCUGAAGGAGAAAGAAGUGGAAUUUUGGACUGAGGUCAUGUCAAAAGAGCCAGCUGGGGUGAAGAGAGAACACGUUGAGCUUUAAUCUGGCGAGGUCUGCCAUCACAUAGUAAAGAAGCCUCAGUAGACCUCAAUGGCAAGAGUUUUUUGUUUUACUUGGCAUGGAUGCCUAGUCCUUUGGUGGUCAGAGAGCUCCUAAGAAUGGGUGGAGGGGAAAAAAAAAAGAAAUAGAAACAGAAAUAGCCAUACAUCAGCCUGAUAAAAGGAAGGAAACACAACUUAAGCACUGGGGGCCAUGAGGAGCCAAAGAUUACUUUCUCUUCUGAAUGUUUUUAGUGGGUGAGGCUGGCUUUGUAUCAUACUAAAUAAAAUCCACUUUACUUGGAA
This is a messenger RNA of Vombatus ursinus (common wombat), 2158 nucleotides long. Its product is annotated as liver carboxylesterase 1-like. Gene Ontology annotation, cellular component: lipid droplet; endoplasmic reticulum. Lineage: Eukaryota; Metazoa; Chordata; Mammalia; Diprotodontia; Vombatidae. Gene Ontology annotation, biological process: lipid catabolic process. The record is from RefSeq and is a predicted model, not a curated record. The transcript is spliced from 14 exons. Bases 165 to 1856 code for a protein of 563 amino acids. Gene Ontology annotation, molecular function: carboxylic ester hydrolase activity.